AUGGUGGCAGCCUUGAAAGGGACUCAUGCAGCUCUGGAGGAACGAUUCCACGCUGAAGUUUCGCUACCUGCUGGCUACGAGCUGGGCGACUGGGAGCGCUUUGCACGAGAGCAGCUCAGGCACACAGAAGCCUGGGAGCACGUGCAUGUUCAGGACGACGAGGUUUCGGAACAAGUGCACACGCCGGAGCUCGACGAACAGCGUGCGGUACUGUCUCUCUUGAAGGUGGCAGAGUAUGUCGCAAGCCGAAACGGCUCACAACUCAUUGACAGCGUAAAGUUUGCAUUGCUGCUGACGGAGUACGGCAUCAAGGACCCAGAGACGCUCAAGGCAGGGCUGCUCCUCGGAACUGCCAAUGGUCACGACCGAGUGAUUGCGAAGGAGUUUGGAAACGAGGUGGCAUCCAUACUCCGGGGCCUGGAUGCUCCAUUUCCCUCUGUUGCAACCAAUGCCAAGGCCAAUCGGAUCCGUCUCGGUAAGCACUUGCACGAGUUACGGAAGCUCCAGUGGGGGACACUCUCUUCGCCAGAGGAUAUUGAAGAAUUCCGCACCCUGUUGGAAAGAACACGUGGUGUUCGAAAGAUUCUUUCUGGCAGCCACCCGCCUUUGGAAGAGGCUUUGGAUGACGUCUUCGGUGGCCAGGUUCGGCUUGCCAGCGGCGAGUUGACACCCGCAAGCCUGGAAUCCGUGGAAGACGCGGAGUUCUGGCAUUGA
Symbiodinium necroappetens is the source of this 714-nucleotide messenger RNA. NCBI's taxonomy places the organism in Eukaryota, Dinophyceae, Suessiales, Symbiodiniaceae. The record is from the annotation of a GenBank genome assembly.